Stomoxys calcitrans (stable fly) is the source of this 8906-nucleotide messenger RNA. Its product is annotated as brefeldin A-inhibited guanine nucleotide-exchange protein 3. The record is from RefSeq and is a predicted model, not a curated record. Gene Ontology annotation, molecular function: guanyl-nucleotide exchange factor activity. Gene Ontology annotation, biological process: regulation of ARF protein signal transduction. The transcript has 7 exons. NCBI's taxonomy places the organism in Eukaryota, Metazoa, Arthropoda, Insecta, Diptera, Muscidae. The coding region runs from base 470 to 6547 and encodes 2025 amino acids.
AGUAUUUGAGAGGAGCAGACAGCAGCAGACAAUAUUUGACGAAAGAAAAAAAAAUUUAUUUCACAAAAAAAAAAUAAACUCUUGAAGUUGGAAAAAAACAUUUGCUUUAGCGAAUACAUUGAUGAAAUUUAUAUCAAUCGAGCUUUUAAUCGUUGCAUAUUGCGUAUGUUCCCAAUGCUUUAGAGAAGAAAGAAGUUGAACCUUGAAUUUUCAAAAAGUGGGUACAUUUUUUUCCUACAAGUUGAGUCAUACUUACUGCAAAGCAAACAUAUGUGACAUUCAUCACAGCAAGGAAACGAAAGGACAAAUACAAAUACAUACCAACGACGAGGAGGAAAUGUAGAAAAAAAAAUCACAAUUUAUUUAGUCUUCGACAUGCUGUACUGGAAGUGAAAUUGAAAAUCCUUGGAAUAUUGGUGGAAAAUAAAAUUUUAUUUGAUUCGACGAAAUACAAUACACACAGACCAAUAUGGAGGACCUGUUCCUUUUGGUCAUAAAGGAGUCGACAGGAACGAAACACAAUGCCCUGAGGCAAACUGCACAAAUAGCAUACGACAAGUUAUAUCGCCAACAUGGUAUACAUAGGGAUCCAUCACAUGAAUUGCGUUCGGUGUGUUUUACGGCCUUGCAGAUGGCGUUGGAUACCAAACGACCGAAAUUCGUAACCAUGGGCUUGAAUGGAUUGCAUAGAAUCAUCAAAGAUGAACGUUUUUAUAUUGGACUGGAACCCGAGGAUGAUUCGGUGUGGUUACCCUCACAAUUGUUGAGAGCUACAUCGGGCAUCUUGCCCACAAACAAUAAUGAGGACACUGUGGUGAAUGUGCUUCGCCUAUUUCUGGCAAUGGCUUGCUCUCCCGCAUGCACCCUAAAUGGUAGAUUGCUAAUUGAAAUUCUUUCACGAUGCGGAGAAUGUUGGGAGUUGGGUUCGAGAGCCAUAAAGGCAGCCUCCUUGGCUGCUGCGUCACAGUGUUUGAGGACAUUUUGCACGUUUCUGAUUGAGGAAGCAGAGGAUGUGAAGAAGACCGCUCCCGCUGGCCUAAUGACGCAAACUCAAGCCACCGCUGUUUACAAUGAGGUAAUACCUGUAAUGCAAUGGCUCUGUAGUCGCCUGGUAGAGCCGAGUGUCACCAGCUCACCCAACAAGAAGGUGGAAAAUAACUGCACGCUCUAUCUAACAGAAUGCAUAUUGACAUUGACAUCAUCUUUGCCACGCAAUGUUUAUGCAAAUCCUCACUUCACAUCAUUCCUCUGGCAAAAGUUUUGUCCCACAUUGGCCGCAGCAUUGGGUUCUCCCGGCAGAGUUAAUCUAGACAAGAAGUUUACCUACAAAGACGCUUUGCAUAUUAUAGAGAAUGAGGCCAGAGGCUUCUUCACAGGACCUGGACUGGAUGGUGCUCAAGCCCGCUGCGUGUAUCUCACUGGCAUUCAAUUGUUGAGAAUUGCGGGAUCACAUGGCUCCCUAAGGCCUAUGCUAGAGGCAUUGUUCCAUCGCAUGCUACUCUUGCCGACACCCCAAAAUCGCACGGAACCCUUGAAAUGUGUGAGGGAAAUUUUUAAGAGUCCAGAGCGUUUAAUCGAUUUGGCGGUUAUUCUUUACGCGGACAAGGCAACUGCUACGGGAUGCAGCGAUGAGAUGGCCCUCUUCAGACUGAUGAUUGAUGCCAUGGAGGAGUGUGCUUAUGGCGUUGGCAGCGGAAAUGGCAGUGGUUUUGUUGUCGAGGCCAGCCUACAGGCUAGUGUAGAGUGCAUGGUGGCAUUGCUUCAAAGUCUGCAGGUCCUUUGUACCGGAGAGAUAAAUGAGACCAUUAUCAGCGAUCAGAUCGUUACUGUAGUGAAUAGUCGAUAUGGCCAAUUGAAGGAUGCAGACUAUACGGGACCUCUGACGUAUCAGUCCAUGGCUCGUCUACCGCCUUCCUAUCGGGAUGCAGUGGUGGAGUUUCGUCAGAGUGUUUACGAAGCAUCGUCGGGAUCGGAAAGCGAUGGAGAUCAGCAGGCCGAAAAUGAUGUGGUCUCCAAUGGUUCAGGUGAUACCGAGGGACCCGAAGAUGAGGAACAUUCUACAUCCAGUGAUGAGGCUUCACGUGGUGAGCUAAAUCUUUGGCCAUAUACAAAUCUCGAAGUUCCUGUGUUCCCCAUUCGCUCUGAUGUGGAUGCAGAUCGCCAGCAUGCCCGAGAUUUUGCAAAAUCCCUAUGUGAAGAUCUUGUGCCAAAACUGGCACGCCUGCGAUCGUGCAUUGAAGUCGACGAAGCCAUGCAGGAAUUUGCCUCGGCCGUUUGUCAGGAGAACAGCUUGAAUAUAUCCGACUUCGACUAUAACUUUACAAUAAUCAACGCAGAUGGAAUCUAUCUGGCCAUCUAUUCGGCCCUGCUGCUGAGUUGGCAAUUGAAGAAGGCCGGCUAUUAUGCCGACAUGCAAAAGGAAAUUAUGAUUCCCAUGUCGGAACAGCAGUUUGUAACGUCCGUCCAGAAUACGGGAGUUUUGGUUUAUCUCUCUUCAGCGUGGCUCUGCGAGUUGUAUCAGAGUGUGCUGGUAACGAAUAUCUUGGAGUCUCUGGAUAAAAACGAUCAAGAUUCACGCUGUGCCUUGAUUGACAUGCUGUGCGACGCUGGUGGCUUGGCAGCCACCCAAAUGAUGUGUGAGUGGCAGCGCUUGCAGAGUGCCAAUGUCAAGUACACCGAUGACGAGCUAUACAAUGCUCGGCGUGAGGCAGCCAAGAAGUUAAGCAGGCGUUUGCUUACCUGUUGCUGGGAUUCCAUGGUCAUGGUGUUGAGUUCGGGCCUUGGCGAUUUACCCACAUCCAGCUCAAGUAAGUUUGUGGCCCUCUCCAAGAGAACACUGCGUGUAAAAACCAAGAGCACCAAGUCCAAUGGCGAAGCCCUUUACGCCAUGUGUCUCGAUGGACUGCAUUCGGCCGCUACUCUUAGUAACAAUCUUAAUCUACAACAUUUGGCGGGAAAGAUUCUGAAUUUGUUGGCCUCUAAUGUUUGUCAGACGACGGGCCCUCGCAUCUCCGCCAGCCAAGCGAUGUCCAUGGACGUGGUGUUGGGUGGUGGUCUUAAUUUGGGUUCCUACAGUCCCGACUGCUGGCAAUCGAUAUUUGCUGUGUGUCGCCAUGUCAGCCAACUGGAACAUGAAAUGUUCAGCAUGCGAAGUGCUUCGGUUCCUUCGUCAUCACCAAAUGCUAAUCGCGAUAUAGAGACGGGAGAGAAACUGCAAUGCAAUGGUGGUGGUGGACAUAACGACAAAAUCAAUCUAGCCUCGAUUCCAAUCGAUGACGAUGAAACGUGUGUCGAUGUCUACAGCUUCCUGCAGGCACCGCUGCAAAGCCCCAACACUAAUAUAACCUCGAUUCUUAAGGUGUACUCGGGGACCAAUGAAACGGUGCUCCUCAGUCCCAAUGACACCACCAAAGUACUUUGCGGGCUGUCACACCAAGCCGAGAAUUUGUUUAGCGAUGCUGCCGAACGCUUGAGCCUACCCUCAUUGUGUCAGUUUCUGAAAAACUUGUGUAGAGCUUCCAGGGAGCAGUUGUAUAAGAACACCACUACACGCAAAGGCAGUCGAGUUUGGUGGCCCAGUAAGGGUUGGCGCAAACACGACUCGCUGCCCAUGUCCUUGCUGUUGCACCGAAUUGGAGAUGUCACCUUGAAGGUAUUUCGCAGUCCUCGCCCCUUGCUACACAUUUUGAAGGUUUGGGCCAUAACGGGUCCUCAUCUCAUGGAUACGGCGUGUCAUCGUGAUCGGGUAAUCUCGAAGCGAGCCAUCGAGUAUAUACACGAUAUAGUCACGGCUCUAUUGGUCGAACAGUCGGAGCUGCCCUACUUUCACUUUAAUGAAGCUCUUCUAAAGCCUUUUGAGAACCUGCUCAGUAUGGAUAACUGCGACUCCGAUGUACAGGAUCAAAUCGUGGCAUGUUUGUAUGAAAUUGUGGAGGCCCAUCGCACCGAGAUCAGAUCAGGCUGGCGGCCCCUCUUUGGUACUUUGCGAAAUGCCCGCAGCCGCAUGCUAAGCACUAGCAAUAUAAUCGAUAUAUUCAGAGUGUUUCUGGACUCGGAUAAUACGCUGGUCUUUGCUAACGCCGGCUUGGACUGCAUCUUAUGUCUGCUGUCAUUUUUAGAGGUGCCUGGCAGCGGCAGUUCUACGAGCACCACUGGUGUGGCGAAUGGCAACUCAUCUGCCUCCACCAAUGCUGAGGAGGACAAUAACUUUAGGCCCACAGAAUUCCUGCACGAAACGCUGCGUUUCCUUGAACGAUGCUCUUCCAUUUUGGGUUUUAUGUACAACAUGCCAAAGUGUCCGAAUUUCCACUCCACCUACAAGAUCAAGGGCAUCUCCUACACGCAUAUAAUCGACGCCAACAUACCCAACUCCAUGGAGAACUUUACCUACUUCGGCAAUGACUAUCUUCAGACCAAGAACGAACAGCACAUGAUCUCCUACAGGUCACUGCACAUAGACAAGGAGAACAUUGUGAAAAUCGAUGAGAUGGACAAACCAUCGGGUGUUCUAAAAGUAUGGUUUCUUCUAUUGGACGGCCUGACCAACUCCCUUAUAGUCUGUCCCUAUUCACAUCAAGCACCCAUACUACAGACCAUUUUCAAACACUUUAAGAAUCUCCUCAGCAAUCCUGGCAUUGAGUUUGGCUUCUAUUGCAUCAAUCACUUACUCAUACCCAUGAUUCAGGAUUGGCUGCGUUACAUCAACAAGACGGGGACUUCCUGGCAGAUGGUAGAGAAGAACUUCAAGCACUGUUGCUGCAUGACCACCGAUUUGGUGGUGGAUUUCAUUAAGAUGUCUGUGCCCGAAGUGCAGCGACAAGCCUGCAAUACCAGGACCAGGGUAACACAAAUAGUCCAGCCCAGCGACAAUUCCUAUUCAAAGUUGAAAUUUGUUACCGAACCCGUGGAGGAGGGAACCAAUGGUCAAGCAGCAGACAAUAAUUCCUCGAGUGGCGAGGAUAACACUCAAGAUCCUAAAGAGUCACUGACAAAGGUUUCCAAUUCCGCCACUUUGGCUCUUAAACAAUUGCUUCUGGUGCUGAUCGAAUGUGCCGCCCAAGUCCAGGAAACUGUGGCCAGGGUGGGAGUUUCUUGCCUCAAACACGUGAUUCUAUCAACGGGCACCCUCUUCAAUGAAUAUCAGUGGAUGAUUGCCUGCUCGGCUAUACACAGGGCUUGCACGGUGACCAUAGCCCCAUUGCGCCAGUUGUCGUUUGCAUUUCAUGAAAAGUCCAACAGCUUUUAUGGCGACUGUGCCAAUGUUAAGGUAGCAGCACGACGAGACAGCACUGUGGAGGAGUUGACGCGCAUCUAUUCGCUGGCCCAACAGGUGUUCCUUUCGGAUAAUCAACGAGAGCCCGGCUCAAAGCCCAACACCCAUUUGGAUAAGCACUUGAGCGACGAUCGCAGCUAUUCCUUCCUUUUGUAUCCGCAAAAUAAUGGCUUCAACUCCAAUUUGGAUAACUUUGUCAUAAGAAUUCCCUUUAAGACAUUGGUAGUGGGUCUGUUGGCAAAUCAAAUGCUAUUGCAGUUGGUGGCUAAACUCCUGCUGUCCCGCUUGAAAUGUGUUCCUCAGGCCGUGUCGACGUGCAUUUUCGACAACUACACCACGGCCAGUCAACAAACGUACGACUACGACUUGGACUUUCGCUCAAAGGAGAUCCUACUGCGUUGUUGCCUGCAGUUCCUAACCAGUUCGCUAGAGUUUGACUCGAGGCCAGGCUUGAAAUUCCUCAUGCAAAAAGUGGCCAACAUCGAGUAUGCAGCAAAUCUUUACAAGCAAAUGACGUCAUCGUGGAUGAUCUAUUACAUUGCUCUGGUCGACUCAUAUCUUAACGACAUAGUGAUUUACAAUCUAGGUCCCGAGGACCUUAACUUUAUACUGGAAUCCUGCUCAAGGCUCAAUACCACCAAGGUCAAGAAGAAGGAAAACUUUGUGCGCUAUCUCUUCUGUUUGCAAGAUGCUUGGAAUUUGGUGUGCGAGCUGUAUUUGAGUAACUCAACGCUUCAUGACAUUGAAAAUGGACGUCUGCGAAAUUGUGAAACGGAACCAAAAUAUCCGAACUCUGCAGCUGGGGGUGCGGCGGCGGCGGCGGCGGCUUCUAACAAGCCCCACAUCAAGUCCAUGUGUAUUACAAUAAAUGGCAAUUUCGAAAAUGGUAAUGCUUCCAGCUUUUCGGAGACCACAGACUAUUCGCCCAACAAAUAUAGCCAAAUCGCCGAGGAGGAGAGCAUAACCAUGACCACACUAAUUAGCGAGUUUCAGCCGAAAAGUCGCAACAACCCCUUCGAUACGAAUCGACCGCAAAAGGCUGAAGCCGAGUCAAUAUCACCGGAAAUUGAGCAACAACGUGCUACCAGCAUUCUCAAGGAUUCCAAUUACAAGCGAGCUGCCCUGGCCCAGCUGGUGGUGGCCUCAAUGGAAUUGCUGCGUUCACUGCCAGCCGAAGCCGAAAGCAAUUUGCGUUUGUUGAUGACACCGACAAUAAGGGAGGCCUUCCGUUUGGUCCAGCUGCAGGGCAACGAGCUGAAAGUUAAUCAAUUUUAGGUUUUGCUUGUUGAGUUUUAUUUUGACUUGUAAGAGCAGGAGUGUGACCAGCGCGCGCGGUUGCACACUGUGUUGCAAAGUGCAUACUAAAUGAUGACGAUAACGAUGAGGAUGAUGAUGGUGAUGGUAACAGCUGCAAAGAGAUAACCAACCUAUCCUGAUGUAAUCCAAUCGACCCUAACUCCCACUUUUUUCCGUCCAUCACAAAGAUCUAUAGCCAAUCUGCGAUCUAUCUAUCUAUCAACCCCUCUGCUUCUACUAUUAUUCAUACCUCAAUCAAUGAGAAGCUCGCCUCUUAAAAUCCUAUGCACUUUCUCAUACGCACUCAAGCACCCCCACAUUACAUUACACUUGCCAACCAAUGCUAACUUCAACUCCCUCCAUACCCCACCACCAUAUACAUAGAUACAAUAUACCCUUACAUAUUCGCAUAUACAUACAUAUAUACCUAUAUGGAAAUGGCAUAUGAGACAUUCCAACUAAAAUGCUAAUGACUACUCUAACUAUUACAUUUAUAUUUAUAUAUAAAUAUAUAUACACACAUACUACAUACUAUAUACUAGUAUGCGAAAACACAUGCUGUAUACAUAAUCAUAGCCGCCCAUUACCGCCUAAAAUUAGACUAUUUUUUUAAAAACUAUUUAUUAUUAUAAUUAUCGGCUUUCAAAAAGCAUUUCGAUGUGUUUAUUCGUUAUUUGUACGUGCAUUGCAUACAUAGUACAUACAUACAUAUAUAAAUGCAUGCGUGCAUAUAACAUGUAUAACAACUAUUCGUACUUGUACCUACCAAAACAUUAUUAACAUACAUACAUACAUAUAAAGAAAACAAACAUGCAUUAUAACAUACCACAUUCGUAGAUAAAGCUCCCCCACUCUCUCUCUCUCUCAUCCCCCCUCCGCCUUCUACUAAACAGCCAAUAAAUAUGACUAAAAUGCAAGUCUGAAAUGAAAACUUUAAGAGAGGCUUACUGUUAAAAAGCCAAAAAGUCCAAUAUCUGCUGUUUUCAUACUUAUUGGCUGUUAAAGGGGCUAAACACUGUGCUCGACAUAACCAAAACAACAAAAAAAACAUUUUGUUUCCUGAGCUCCGAUUUUAAGAUAUUCGUGGUGCACAGCAUUUAUCAAACAAUGUUUGAGAGUCUUCUCAGAACGAAAGAGUGAUGUUAAUCUAUUGAAAAUGUUAGAUUAUGAUUAUAUUCAAUGGGGAUCGCCUUAUUUGACUGCCUACUAAAUUCUGUAACAUCAGUGUCUCUACGACCACGUUUACUUUUUUUUUUGUUUUAAUGAAACGGCGACUCCAUAAAACUUUCACCAAUUUUUUGCCUGUUUGGCCCCAAAUAAGACUUAAUGCAAAAUGAAACACAAAUUGUUGCGAUAUUUUAACGCUCUCUAGUUUGAAGAUGCAUUUAAAUACAAUGUUUGAUAGGCUUAUAAAAAUGCUACAUCAUACUUAAAUAAUAUUUUAAAGCCUUAUAUUUUUUAUAAAAAACUGUUUAUCUACGAGUAGGUAUGUGUCGAAACAGUGUACUUAUUGCUUCUAUUAAUUGCGCGCUCUAUACUGUAUAUUCUACUUACUAUCUCUCAUCAAUCUUUGAGUUGACCCCUUAAUCAAGUUUUUGUGUUCUUAUCUUUACUUCUCUGAAUGUGUUUUGGAUGAUUGGAAAAGUCACUCAAAGUAAAAACUCAACAGAUAUCAACAAUAACAGCAACAGCAAAAACUACUACAGACUAUUUUACUAAGCAAAAUUUAGCUGCAACCUUAGCCUAGUUCACGAUUCGUUGCAUAUGAUCCAGAUGAUUGUCGUAGCAACAUUUGCAUUUCAUACCUCCACAUGCUCAUACAUGCCGACAAACAUUAUCCUCUUCUUAGGUCAUUUCACAGUAUUAUGUCCUCUUGGCUACUGCUGCUACACAGACCGACCAGAUGAUAUUCAGUGAAUCCUGAACUUAGUUAAAAACGCAACGUAUAUAUGGAUGUGUAUAUUCCCCCCUAUGAUUUGAUAUGUUAGAUAAUUUAAUGCAUAACCUUUAAAGGGUGUCAGUUGUUCAAUAGAUGUAACAAUCCAUAAUAUAUCUAUUAAUAUGCAUGGGAAACAUUAUUGAAAUCAACUUUUCUAUUUUAAAGACCUACAUCAACCAAUUAGUUCGAUCGAUUUUAGCCCAAAAUUAGAAAUAACAUUUAUGUUUUGCUACCAAAGGUUAAAAGGUCUAAAUGGUACCCAACGACACUUACCCUGUCAUAACAAUUGUCUAUUUCAGCCUUCCUUUUGAGAAAUAGAAAAAGGAAAUAUUUUAAAACAUCUAACUACAUCAAACAGUACAUAAAAUAUAGUUCAAUAAAAACUCUACUCAACAUUUA